AUGGACAUUUAUCCGCCUGGGCCUCCAUCGCCCUGCCCCUCACAAUGGACAUUUAUCCGCCUGGGCCUCCAUCGCCCUGCCCCUCACAAUGGACAUUUAUCCGCCUGGGCCUCCAUAGCCCUGCCCCUCACAAUGGGCAUUUAUCCGCCUGGGCCUCCAUCGUCCUGCCCCUCACAAUGGGCAUUUAUCCACCUGGGCCUCCAUUGCCCUGCCCCUCACAAUGGACUUUAUCUGCCUGCCCCAUCCAUCGCCCUGCCCCUCACAAUGGACAGUUAUCCGCCUGGGCCUCCAUCGCCCUGCCCCUCACAAUGGACAUUUAUCCGCCUGGGCCUCCAUCGCCCUGCCCCUCACAAUGGACUUUUAUCCGCCUGGGCCUCCAUCGCCCUGCCCCUCACAAUGGGCAUUUAUCCGCCUGGGCCUCCAUUGCCCUGCCCCUCACAAUGGACAGUUAUCCACCUGGGCCUCCAUCGCCCUGCCCCUCACAAUGGACAUUUAUCUGCCUGCCCCAUCCAUCGCCCUGCCCCUCACAAUGGACAGUUAUCCGCCUGGGCCUCCAUCGCCCUGCCCCUCACAGUGGGCAUUUAUCCGCCUGGGCCUCCAUCGCCCUGCCCCUCACAAUGGACAUUUAUCCGCCUGGGCCUCCAUCGCCCUGCCCCUCACAAUGGACAUUUAUCCGCCUGGGCCUCCAUCGCCCUGACCCUCACAAUGGACAUUUAUCCGCCUGGGCCUCCAUCGCCCUGCCCCUCACAAUGGACAUUUAUCCGCCUGGGCCUCCAUCGCCCUGCCCCUCACAAUGGACUUUUAUCCACCUGGGCCUCCAUCGCCCUGCCCCUCACAAUGGGCAUUUAUCCACCUGGGCCUCCAUCGCCCUGCCCCUCACAAUGGACUUUUAUCCACCUGGGCCUCCAUCGCCCUGCCCCUCACAAUGGACAUUUAUCCGCCUGGGCCUCCAUCGCCCUGCCCCUCACAAUGGACUUUUAUCCACCUGGGCCUCCAUCGCCCUGCCCCUCACAAUGGACAUUUAUCCGCCUGGGCCUCCAUCGCCCUGCCCCUCACAAUGGACUUUUAUCCACCUGGGCCUCCAUCGCCCUGCCCCUCACAAUGGACAUUCGUCUGCCUGCCCCAUCCAUCACCCUGCCCCUCACAAUGGACAUUUGUCUGCCUGCCCCAUCCAUCACCCUGCCCCUCACAAUGGGCAUUUAUCCGCCUGGGCCUCCAUCGCCCUGCCCCUCACAAUGGACAUUUAUCCGCCUGGGCCUCCAUCGCCCUGCCCCUCACAAUGGACAUUUAUCCGCCUGGGCCUCCAUCGCCCUGCCCCUCACAAUGGACAUUUAUCCGCCUGGGCCUCCAUCGCCCUGCCCCUCACAAUGGACAUUUAUCCGCCUGGGCCUCCAUCGCCCUGCCCCUCACAAUGGACAUUUAUCCGCCUGGGCCUCCAUCGCCCUGCCCCUCACAAUGGACUUUUAUCCACCUGGGCCUCCAUCGCCCUGCCCCUCACAAUGGACAUUUAUCCGCCUGGGCCUCCAUCGCCCUGCCCCUCACAAUGGACAUUUAUCCGCCUGGGCCUCCAUCGCCCUGCCCCUCACAAUGGACAUUUAUCCGCCUGGGCCUCUAUCGCCCUGCCCCUCACAAUGGACAUUUAUCCGCCUGGGCCUCCAUCGCCCUGCCCCUCACAAUGGACAUUCGUCUGCCUGCAUGACAUAUUUUCCGAAAUGUGAAAUGUACUUAUUUUUCUAUUUUGAGUAA
Messenger RNA from Oncorhynchus keta (chum salmon), 1746 nucleotides. RefSeq lists its product as uncharacterized. Bases 1 to 1746 code for a protein of 581 amino acids. Lineage: Eukaryota; Metazoa; Chordata; Actinopteri; Salmoniformes; Salmonidae. The transcript has a single exon. The record is from RefSeq and is a predicted model, not a curated record.